Molecule: messenger RNA, 588 nt
Organism: Otolemur garnettii (small-eared galago)
Lineage: Eukaryota; Metazoa; Chordata; Mammalia; Primates; Galagidae
Product: serum amyloid A-3 protein
Exons: 4
Coding region: 74-442 (122 amino acids)
Cellular component (GO): extracellular region
Source: RefSeq, a predicted model, not a curated record
GGUGGCUCAGCUCCACAGGUGGCUCAGCUCCACUAGAGGCCUCAUCAGGAACACACAACCAAAGUGCAAUAGGAUGAAGCUUUUCAUUGGCAUCCUUUUCUGCUCCCUGGUCCUGGGUGUCAGCAGCCAAAGAUGGCGCUCAUUCUUAAAGGAAGCUGGACAAGGGACUAAAGACAUGUGGAGAGCCUACUCUGACAUGAGAGAAGCCAAUUACAAAAAUUCAGACAAAUACUUCCAUGCUCGAGGAAACUAUGAUGCUGCCCGGAGGGGGCCUGGGGGCGCCUGGGCUGCUAAAGUCAUCAGUGAUGCCAGAGAGGAUAUCCAGAGACUCACAGGCCACGGAGCAGAGGACUCAAGGGCUGACCAGGAGGCCAACAGAUGGGGCCGGAGUGGCAAAGACCCCAAUCACUUCCGACCUGCAGGCCUGCCUCGCAAGUACUGAGCUUCCUCUCCACUCUGCCUUCAGGAGACUGGGCUGUGAGGCCCUGAGGGCAGGGUUAUGUUUUGAAGCGGAGUUACUGAAUUCUAUAUCCCCAGUACUUCAACAAGAACACAUAAAAAUGCUUAAUAAAUUCUUGCAAAAUGCAA